Molecule: messenger RNA, 702 nt
Organism: Microbotryum saponariae
Lineage: Eukaryota; Fungi; Basidiomycota; Microbotryomycetes; Microbotryales; Microbotryaceae
Source: the annotation of a GenBank genome assembly
AUGCCGCGGAUCUCUUCAGUGAGUACAGCAAUCUAUGACAUCGAUUCGACGUUUCUGACGUCCUGGCCACUGUUUCGUUGAAUCGCUCAGAAUUCUGGCGGUCGCUCGACACGAUUUCGUUGUCGCUGCUUCCUCCACGCGUGUGACUUGAAGAGGGGCGGUCGUGCCAUCGCGAGGUCAACGAUUCACAACCACCGCAAAGAAGACGUCGAGUACUACGAGGGAUUGCUCAGGCGCGGUGCACCCGUUCCCCACGAGCUCGAGCGGGCCAUCGCAUGGUCGAAAACCCGACCCGAACCCAUCGACCUGUUCAAGAAGACUCAACCGGCGGGCCAGCCCGAACCGAACGCGGCGCCGAACGUCGAGGCACUUCCACAGCGUGAGCGUGUCGUGUCAACCUCCAAGCCAGAGGAUAGGGAAUUUGAGGAGCGCCAAGACAAAAAACCGACCUCCAGAAUGGAAAUUAUUCUCUCGGCUACGCACGACGAGCUUCUCCAUAAUCCCGUGUACCACAACGUUGAGGUUGAUCUCUGCAACGCCUACCGCCGGCUCAACGAGCAGCUCAUGACCAGGAUCCCAGCAGCGAAUCGCGAUACUUCGAGCUCUGGAUCGAACCCUCCACGCCAAACACAAGAGCAACCCCCCACCACUCUGUUGUCGCAUGUCCAACGGCCUGCCGCCAAGAGGCCGUCGCGACUCUGA